AAUUUUGUUAGGUUUACACGCAGCUUGACAUUCCCCCGCCCCUGGCGCCUACGCAAUGCAAAACGGAGGGAAAAUUUUUAAAAGCGAGAGGCUAACGAUUUUUAAAUGUCAGUGCGCGCCUUUUCAAACUGUCGAAUGAGCUUGAGGUUUUGUAAUUCCAACCAAUCAACAAGUGGAAUGUAUCCAAUGGUGAGAGUUGUUCAUCUAGCAAUAGCCAAUCGGAGGGCAGAACUAGUGUAUAAAUUUUGCCUUCAGCGCUCAGCUUUUAGUUCUUUUCUGCUUCUACGAAGAUGGCUCGGACGAAGCAGACGGCUCGCAAGUCUACGGGCGGCAAGGCGCCUCGCAAGCAGCUGGCCACCAAAGCGGCUCGCAAGAGCGCCCCGGCCACGGGCGGCGUGAAGAAGCCUCACCGCUACCGCCCGGGCACCGUGGCGCUGCGCGAGAUCCGCCGCUACCAGAAGUCGACGGAGCUGCUGAUCCGCAAGCUGCCUUUCCAGCGCUUGGUGCGCGAGAUCGCGCAGGACUUCAAGACAGACCUGCGCUUCCAGAGCUCGGCCGUGAUGGCGCUGCAGGAGGCGAGCGAGGCGUACCUGGUGGGGCUGUUCGAGGACACCAACCUGUGCGCCAUCCACGCCAAGAGGGUGACCAUCAUGCCCAAGGACAUCCAGCUGGCGCGCCGCAUCCGCGGAGAGAGGGCUUAAGCGCCGCUCUUACUCACCCACCCCGCUUCACCAACCCAAAGGCUCUUUUCAGAGCCACUACACCGCAUCCCGAGAAGAGCUUGAGAUUCUCUUUCCUUCCCCUGUACCCCAAUUUGUGAGCUAGUACAAAGUGCCUCUGCACUGCGAUGGGAGAGGGGAGCGCAUUUAACUCUGAAGGAGCUGCGGAGACUUCGCUGGUAAAUUUGGUACUUUUAGACAUACGUGGAAAUAGUAAGUUUACUCCGCAUAGUUCAUAUCACGUAGACAAACAUCACUGAGUUUAUUUUUAUUUUAAAAGUUUCCUUUAAAUCGGGUAUUGCACUGUCUCGCAUAAUGAAUUGAUCCCCGUUUUUCCUUUCCCCGCCUCUACAACUCGCUGUAUGGGUCGUUGUAAGUGUUUAGUUUCGUCUUAAGCCAUCCAUAGAUCUGGGAAAGUCUUUGUGCUUUCUUCCUGUCUGGCGGGAAGCUUGAGACGUUAAGCUUCAAACCAGAAAAGCCCGCGUUCUGCCCUCUUCGGUUGCUCCAACCAUCUUUCAGGAGGCGUGUAAGGCGGGAAGUUUGAGCGAGGCCCUUUCCCCUCCCGAUUGCUUUCCUUCUCCGUCCGAAUCCGAGAGCCUUUCCACUGGAUCUUUAAUUUUACUGCUGCAGCUUCCUCCAGUUCUUCAAAAUAAAAAUACCCCCCCCCCCAAUUUGUACUCUGCUUUGUGUAUGCUUAGCAAUGCCUCGAAAAAACUAAAUGCUCACUUUUUCUGGAUAAAUAAUGCUCUUUUGCAGCUGAUAUGGAAAGGACCUCAAAGUCACAUUGGCAGGGGUGAAGCCAAGUAGGAACUGCCCAAGUAGGAACUGCCCACUGAGCUUUUUUAGUUCUUAUUAGGCUAUAGGUAAAGGUACCCCUGACUGUUAGGUCCAGUCACAGACAACUAUGGUUGCGGCCCUCAUCUCACUGUAGGCCGAGAUAGCCG
Molecule: messenger RNA, 1663 nt
Organism: Zootoca vivipara (common lizard)
Lineage: Eukaryota; Metazoa; Chordata; Lepidosauria; Squamata; Lacertidae
Source: RefSeq, a predicted model, not a curated record